Prunus persica (peach) is the source of this 1941-nucleotide messenger RNA. Its product is annotated as flavonoid 3'-monooxygenase. Bases 144 to 1721 code for a protein of 525 amino acids. The record is from RefSeq and is a predicted model, not a curated record. The transcript is spliced from 2 exons. NCBI's taxonomy places the organism in Eukaryota, Viridiplantae, Streptophyta, Magnoliopsida, Rosales, Rosaceae. Gene Ontology annotation, molecular function: oxidoreductase activity, acting on paired donors, with incorporation or reduction of molecular oxygen; heme binding; monooxygenase activity.
UCUAGAUAUCAAAUUGGUGGCGGACGUCUCAAGUUCGAAUUCCGUUCAUUAAAAAAAUAAGGAAAAAACCAUUUAAAUUAUCUUCCAUUCUAUACCCACAACCACAAUCACAGAGUCCCAUUUCUGAUCACAACACACACAUCAUGACAUCCCCUUCCUAUUACAGCACCUUGCUCUCAUGGCAGUCUCAAGCCAAUAACACAAAUAUUAACCAAACAUGGCUGCUCUUUGCUGUCUCCGCCGUCGCCGUCGUCUUUUGGUAUGCAUGGCUCUACAAAAAGUCCAAGAACACGACCCUGCCGCUGCCGCCGGGCCCGAUGGGCCUGCCUCUGGUUGGGAACCUACUAUCUCUCGACCCGGAACUCCACACCUACUUCGCGGGCCUGGCCCAAGCUCACGGCCCAAUCUUCAAGCUCCGCCUCGGCAACACCCUCGGAGUCGUCGUCACCUCCGCUUCCUCAGCCCGCGAGAUCCUCAAAGACCAUGACGUCACAUUCGCCAACCGCGACGUCCCCGCCGCCGGACGGGCCGCCGCGUACGGCGGAAACGAUAUCGUGUGGACCCCGUACGGCCCCGAGUGGCGGAUGCUGAGAAAAGUCUGCGUGCUCAAGAUGCUCAGCAACACGACUCUGGACUCGGUGUACGAACUCCGGCGAAAGCAGCUCCGGGAAACUGUCGGGUACUUUUACAGUCGGGUGGGGUCGCCGGUCAAUGUCGGCGAGCAGAUGUUCUUGAACGUGCUCAAUGUUAUCACAAACAUGCUGUGGGGUGGGACGGUGGAGGGCGACGAGAGGGCGGGGCUCGGGGCGGAGUUCCGGGAGGUGGUGUCGGAGAUGACGGAGCUUCUGGGGAAGCCCAAUGUUUCGGACUUUUAUCCGGGUUUGGCCCGGUUCGAUUUGCAGGGCGUGGAGAAGCAGAUGAGCAGAUUGGCCCGGAGGUUUGAUGGGAUUUUUGAGAAGAUAAUAGAUCAACGGAUGAGGAUUGACAAGGAAGGCCCGACGGAGAGUAAGGAUUUUUUGACGUUUUUGUUGAAGUUGAAAGACGAGGGAGGAGAUUCCAAGACCCCUUUCACCAUCACCCAUCUCAAAGCUUUGCUCAUGGAUAUGGUGGUGGGUGGCAGUGACACUUCCUCCAACACAGUUGAGUUUGCAUUGUCUGAGAUUAUGAACAAACCAGAGGUGAUGAAGAAAGCCCAGCAAGAACUAGAAGCUGUAGUUGGCAAGCACAACAUUGUAGAAGAGUCUCACAUUCACAAAUUACCCUACUUACAAGCUGUGAUGAAAGAAACUCUGCGCUUGCACCCAGCCCUGCCACUACUAGUCCCUCAUUGCCCAAGUGAAACCUGCACUGUGGGAGGCUACACCAUCCCGAAAGGAUCCCGGAUUUUCUUCAACGUGUGGGCAAUACACAGGGACCCUUCCAUUUGGGAAAAUCCAUUGGAGUUUGAUCCAGAAAGGUUCUUGAACAGCAAAUGGGACUAUAGUGGAAAUGACUUCAACUAUUUCCCAUUUGGAUCUGGCAGAAGAAUAUGUGCAGGGAUUGCAAUGGCUGAGAGGAUGGUGAUGCAUUCACUUUCUACACUUGUGCACUCUUUUGACUGGAAAGUGCCACAAGGACAGAAGCUGGAUCUUUCAGAGAAGUUUGGAAUUGUGCUGAAAAAGAAGAUGCCUUUGGUCGCUAUCCCAACUCCUAGGUUAUCUGAUCCAGCACUCUAUCAGUAGCCAACUUCUUUUUCCCCACAAAGAUUUCUUGGGAUAAUUGUUGUUUGUAUGUGUCUUUCAGAACCUGGUAAAAUCAGGAUGAAUUUAUGUUGCAUUACUUGGGAGUUGAGGCCCCAUUACAAAGAUUGUGAAAAAUAAUGCCAAUAAACAAAUAAUUAUAUAUAUGGAGCAAUGGUCCAAGUGCAGUUGUGCCAAAAUUGACACAAUUAGAAUGAUUAUA